Molecule: messenger RNA, 2376 nt
Organism: Xyrauchen texanus (razorback sucker)
Lineage: Eukaryota; Metazoa; Chordata; Actinopteri; Cypriniformes; Catostomidae
Product: P2Y purinoceptor 1-like
Exons: 2
Coding region: 608-1657 (349 amino acids)
Biological process (GO): platelet activation; phospholipase C-activating G protein-coupled receptor signaling pathway; relaxation of muscle
Cellular component (GO): plasma membrane
Molecular function (GO): ATP binding; A1 adenosine receptor binding; G protein-coupled ATP receptor activity
Source: RefSeq, a predicted model, not a curated record
UUUCCGGCAGCAGCACAAGCAACAGUGGCUCGGGAAUUCUGAUUGUUACGCACUCCAUUCAUCAUCAAGAUUCGGUUCAAUGAUUUGAUUCAUUUGAGUCACCCCGUCUUGCGCAAUGGAGUCAUCACAUCUAAGCUGUCCCCCUAAUCGAGAUUUUUUAGUUUUUCCUACCAUAUUUAAAAAGUAUUUUAUCAUUACUCCAGCACAUCGACCAACCGUCUCAUUUUACUUCAGAAUGCAGAAUUCUCUCUUUCAAACACUUCGCGAAUCGGUUCGUCCGAAUUAUGAAAAAUAACCGAUUCAAAAGUCUCGAUUCGUUCACGAAUCGAACAUCAUAAGUUCCUUCAGCAGAGUGUUUCACGCGCUGUACAGUCAUUUUCGCGCGUCCACCGGUGUCUGUUCGAGACAGUAGGCGCUACUUUCCAGGAUCGCUCUUAACAUCCAUGGGCCGUUGGAAGUCACAAAUUCCUCUGGCGGGACGGCUACAUAUCCCACAUUCAUACUGCUGUUGAUUCCAGUAAACGCGCUCUAGGAAUGUGGCAUAAAGGCGCGUCUCGUUGAUCACAUACCUGCUGAGACCUAUUGAUCACUAUACAUACAUGACAACAUGACAGGGGAGUUUAAUAACAUAACGUCACUCUUGAUUAACGCGACCGACUUUCAAAACAACACGAGAGGAUGCUCAUUGACCAAGACUGGUUUUCAGUUUUACUAUUUACCCACUGUGUACAUUAUUGUAUUCAUCGCUGGACUAAUUGGAAACAGUUUGGCCAUAUGGAUGUUUGUGUGUCACAUGAGGCCAUGGAGUAGUAUCUCCGUAUACAUGUUCAAUUUGGCUCUCGCGGAUUUUUGUUACGUGCUGUCGCUACCCUUUCUCAUUUUCUACUACUUUAAUAAAACAGACUGGAUUUUUGGGGACGUGUUAUGCAGGCUGCAGAGGUUUAUAUUCCACGUGAAUCUGUACGGGAGCAUCCUUUUCCUGACGUGCAUCAGUGUGCACAGGUACUCAGGUGUGGUCCAUCCUCUGAAGUCAUUGGGGAGGCUGAAGAAGAAGAACUCUGUGCGCACGGUCGCUCUCGUGUGGGUCAUUGUAGUGGUGGGAAUAGCUCCGAUUCUCUACUACUCGCGCACGAGUACUACUAAAACAGGCUCCACGACGUGCUACGACACCACUUCAGAGGAUGAGCUGCCCGGCUACUUCGUCUACAGCAUGUGCAUGACGGUUUUUGGCUUCUGCAUCCCGUUCAUCAUCAUCCUGAGCUGUUACGGAGGCAUUGUCAAGGCUCUCAUUUAUAAUGAGAUGGACAAUUAUCCACUAAGGAGGAAAUCAAUUUACCUGGUCAUUAUUGUGCUCACAGUCUUCGCAGUCUCCUAUUUGCCCUUCCAUGUCAUGAAGAACCUGAACAUGAGGGCUCGCUUGUACUUCCAGAGCCCAGACAUGUGUGACUUUAAUGAUAGAGUUUAUGCCACUUACCAGGUGACAAGGGGCCUGGCUAGUCUUAAUAGCUGUGUGGACCCUAUUCUGUAUUUCCUGGCUGGGGACUCGUUUAGACGCAGAUUGUCCAGAGCCACCAAAAAAAAGUCCUCCAGUAAGGGAGAUAACAUUCUCGAGUCCAAGAGCGAGGCGACAGCACUUCAGGACAAUCGUGUGAUCUGAGAAAAAUUUUAUGUGUGUGUGUGUAUGUGUGUGUGUGAAUUGUGAUCUGUGACGCCUGUAUGUUGUGGAACUGAGCACAUUCCACUAGGCUGAUGGGAUGCUUUAUUAAAUUAGAGUUAGCAUACUCAAAAUCAUUGUACUGUACUUGUGCCAGUGUUACUAAUUGUAUUACUAUUAACACAUGAUGUAUGGUGUUUUUUUGUUGUGUAUUUGCCUAAUGUGAUUUUCCUCUUAGAAUAGAUCAAAACUGACUGCGGACUCUGAACUAAAACAGAACAAACAUUUACUAACUAACUGUUUAUUGCAUUAACAGGAACAAUUUCAUUGCACAUAUAACAAGCACUGGCAUUUUAUUUGAGGAUGCCUUGAAUGACACCAAGCACAUUUUAAUCUCUGCUUUGUUUUCAGUGAAUGGUUAAGAUACACUAUAUGUAAAAAAAAAAAAAAAAAUCAUGAAUUGUCUACCUGUGGCUGUUUUACUGUACAUUUUAAGGCAUCCAAGAUUGUUUCAGCUGCGAUGUGAUGAAUUUAUGUAUUGCUUUGUAUUUUACUCUGAUACUGUAAAGAUGUGUGACCCAGUGCUGUGUAGAUCAAAUGAAUUUCAGCCCAUGAAUUAUGAAGGAAAUUCUAUAACCAUGUUUCAAAUAGUCAGUAAAUAUUGUAUGUGCAUAAUAUCAUGUGGUAUUUAAAGCAAAAAAUAAAUAAAUACAGAGAUACAU